GACAGUAGCACUGUCUGUCGGCAGGAAACGACAACAACAUAUUUCUUGUUCAUUCUAGGAAAAUUUUGUUAAUGUGUGGAACUCCGAAUUGUUGAGAAAAUUUCUUAUCAGUGAAAAAGGUUAAUCAUAAAUAAUAAAACUAUGGAGAACUUGAAAUUUAAGACUUAAGGCUACUGUUGAUAACUCUCUUUCUAAAUAAAUUGUAGCCAGUGGAAUUGAUUAAAAAAAAGUUUUGAAAAUUGGAAGAAUCUCUGUGUUUGUGUUAGUGUGUAGAAACACUUCUUGUGUUGAUUGCCAAUUUCAAAAUGCAUUUGAAACAAUUUUUGAUAAGAAACUCUCUUAAGUGGGUGAUAAUUGUAUCACUUUUGACUAUUGCUCAAGCUAAUCCCGAUGCAAAAAGACUCUACGAUGAUCUGUUAAGUAAUUACAAUCGAUUGAUACGUCCGGUAAGCAACAAUACUGACACUGUGCUAGUUAAGCUCGGCUUAAGACUUUCUCAGUUGAUUGAUUUGAAUCUGAAAGAUCAAAUUCUCACAACGAACAUCUGGUUGGAACACGAGUGGCAAGAUCAUAAAUUUAAAUGGGAUCCGGCAGAGUAUGGUGGUGUUACGGAACUUUAUGUGCCAUCGGAGCAUAUUUGGCUACCGGAUAUCGUCCUUUACAACAAUGCCGAUGGUGAGUACGUGGUGACAACAUUAACAAAAGCUAUUCUUACUUAUACGGGAAAAGUUUUGUGGAAUCCGCCGGCAAUUUUCAAGUCAUCGUGUGAAAUUGACGUUCGUUAUUUUCCAUUUGAUCAGCAAACGUGCUUUAUGAAGUUCGGUUCCUGGACAUACGAUGGAAAUCAGAUUGACUUGAAGCAUAAAAAUCAGUUGAACAAUACCAGCAACAUGGUCGAGAUUGGAAUUGAUUUAAGAGAAUAUUAUCCAUCAGUUGAAUGGGACAUUCUUGGCGUACCAGCUGAAAGACAUGAAAAAUAUUAUCCUUGCUGUGCUGAGCCAUAUCCCGAUAUAUUUUUCAACAUAACAUUGCGCCGGAAAACUCUUUUCUACACUGUCAACUUGAUUAUUCCAUGUGUCGGUAUCUCAUAUCUCUCGGUAUUGGUUUUCUAUCUACCCGCUGAUUCUGGUGAGAAAGUCGCCCUUUGCAUCAGCAUUCUUUUGUCGCAAACAAUGUUCUUCUUGCUUAUAUCGGAAAUCAUUCCGUCGACAUCACUUGCGCUUCCAUUGUUGGGCAAAUAUCUUCUAUUCACUAUGAUUCUGGUUGGAUUGUCGGUUGUAGUAACAAUAGGUAUACUGAACAUUCAUUAUCGAAAGCCAUCAACACACAAAAUGGCUCCGUGGGUGCGGAGAUUUUUCAUAAAAACACUUCCUCGCUUGCUACUUAUGCGUGUGCCAAAAGAUUUGUUAAAUCAGUUGGCCGCAAGCAAGAUUAAUUAUGGCAUUAAGAAUGCCAGUAAAAAUGGAAGUAAGAAGUCAAAGUUCAAUGCGGCAGUCGCUGCACACAAUCAGUUCCAAAGCAAUUCAGGCGGCUCAAGUCCCGAUUCGAUAAGGGCAAUGCAGGGACGAGCUGGUUGUAAUGGCCUUCAUUCAACAACCGCUACAAACAGAUUUAGUGGCUUAGUAGGCUCGUUGGGUGUCGGAUUAAGCUACAACGGACUUCCAUCCAUUAUGUCUGGAUUAGACGAUUCUCUGAGCGAUGUUGGUGCCAAAAAGAAAUAUCCGUUCGAACUCGAAAAAGCGAUUCACAAUGUUAUGUUCAUUCAACAUCAUAUGCAACGGCAAGAUGAAUUUAAUGCUGAGGAUCAAGAUUGGGGAUUUGUAGCUAUGGUGUUGGAUCGUUUGUUUUUAUGGCUCUUUACAACAGCAUCACUUUUUGGCACAUUCUCAAUUCUGUGCGAAGCACCAGCAUUAUACGACGACACCCGACCAAUCGAUAUUCAGUAUUCGAUCAUUGCUCAAAAAUUAUUCAAUAUUACUGUUAAGGAUCAUUAAACAGCCAAGUUCUUCUAGAAUUUAAAUGUUAAGAAAUUUAAGCCAAAAGAAAACAUCUGGAAAAUUAUUAAUUUCUGUUAUCUCAUUACUGUUAUUUGUGCAAUUUGUCUCAUAAGAAAUAUUUAAGCAAAGAAUCAUUAUCAUUAAGUUUCACUAUUAUGACUCUUUCAAUUCUUACAACUACACGACAACAUUUCUUGAAUAGUUGGAUGGAAAGCUUCUUUCCUUACUCGGUAAGCUCAACUCAUUAUGCACUAAAACAGAUGAAAAUAAAAAUAAAACUGAAUCGUGUUAAACAAAACUUCU
This is a messenger RNA of Clunio marinus, 2300 nucleotides long. The record is from the annotation of a GenBank genome assembly. Lineage: Eukaryota; Metazoa; Arthropoda; Insecta; Diptera; Chironomidae.